This is a messenger RNA of Hippocampus comes (tiger tail seahorse), 1397 nucleotides long. Its product is annotated as interleukin-15-like. Bases 152 to 655 code for a protein of 167 amino acids. The record is from RefSeq and is a predicted model, not a curated record. The transcript has 6 exons. Gene Ontology annotation, cellular component: extracellular region. Gene Ontology annotation, molecular function: cytokine activity; cytokine receptor binding. Lineage: Eukaryota; Metazoa; Chordata; Actinopteri; Syngnathiformes; Syngnathidae. Gene Ontology annotation, biological process: immune response; positive regulation of cytokine production; positive regulation of T cell proliferation.
GGGGGGGGCGGGGUGUGCUUAGGCGCGUAGGAUCAAGUCGGAAUCUUCCCUCCUCAUCCCGUAGCAGUCCACUGGCGCGGCAUGCAGCGGUGACCGUGGACUGCAGCUCCGCGGGUCUGCCCCACUAGCGGAGCGCAACAACGGCGGCUUCAUGACGCCGCGGCCGCUCGUCACCGUCCGGCUGAUCACUUGCGGAACGGUAGGCACCCGGCUGCGGCUCUGCCCUCACCUGUGCAGGGAUAGACGCACAACUCAGGUGUGGCUUUGUGUGUUUGUGCUGAGCUUCCUGAGCUCGACUUCGUCUGCGCUGUCUGCUCGGGACUCCGAAGACUUGCAGCUGUGCCUGCGCAGGCUGACACCCUUCAUUGAGGAGUCCCGCGCUAUGUUGUAUGCUCCGUCCAUGAACGACAUUCAAGCCAAGUGUCAUCUCCUGUCGCUCAAAUGUUACUUCUUGGAGCUGGUGAUGGUCAUGGACGAAGAGGAAGUUGAUGGCGACAACAUUUACGGCAACUGCCUCCACGAUUUCAACGAGGCGCUGCUUCCCAAAGACGACGCUUUGCAGGUCAGCUGUCCACCAUGCGAGGCCCACUCACAGGGGAAUAUCACAACCUUCCUGGAUCGACUUAAAACCCUCCUGCAAGCGGUGACCCUGUGAAUGCCCCCAGCAAAUGCCAUGAGGUGCAAAUUUGUAAGAUACUGUAUAGAAAUUAAAAUGUCCACAUAUGUACAGUGAGGUUUACACGUUUUUGGACAGUGACAGCUUUACAAAAAAAGUGGAAAAUUACAAGAAAAUUGUGAUUUUAUAAGAAAAAAAAGUUAUGAGCAAAGAGACAUGUUUUAUGUAACAAGUUGUAAUGAAUUGGGGAGAAAAAAAUAUAAAAAAGAAAUGUGGAAUUUAUCCAGUAGUCACCACUUUAAAAAAAAAUUGUAAAUUUGCAAGAAUAAAGUCAAAAUGUCGCAAGACAAAGUCAAAACCGAUGAGAAAAACAAGUAUUAAUUGUCCAAGAGAAACAGGAGAAAAUCUGAACAUCAAAAGUAUGUCAGAGAAAAUGGAAGGGGACGGGAAUACAGUAAAGAAAAUGUCGUAAGAAUAAAAUUAUUUGCAAAAAAAAUCAAACUCUGAAAUUAAAGUCAAUUAAAAAAAAUGUACAAGAAAAAUGUUUGAAAACAUCGCAAGAAAUAUUGUGAUGUUCAAGAAUAGUUGUCAUUUCACGAGAAUAAAAAUCAGAGAAAAUCUUGAAGUUAUAAGAACUAAAGUUGUAAUUGACAAGAAUCCAGAGUCAUUUUGGAUGUCACAUUUUUGGAGACAAAAAUCAUGAUUUUUCAAGAAGAAUACAGCAAUGUUACAAGAAUAGUCUUUUUUUUUUUUUUUUUUUUUUAAACGAAAAUAAUGUUAC